CACCUCCAGUACAGUUUAAACCCGUUAUAAUCUCAUCAUGGAGGCACCAGGAAGAGGUUAGAACGUUCUACUAACCGACCUAACAGCUCGACACAGUGUUUAGCGUCCAUAGAGUCUUAUAAAACAGCGGCUUCAGCUACAGAGCCAUGAGCAGACAUGCCGACGACUGUUCUGACUGAAGAGAGCUUUUGGUGUUGGAGUGGAGAUCUGGAGGUCCUGAGACGAAUGUAAAAAUGAUUAACCAUGUAUCUAAACCCACACUGAGACGACCCCAGCGACAGAAGUAAGGGGCAGGUGAUCACACUCCGGUAGCAACUAUGGCACCUCAACAAGCACCAGGGUCAUGUGAUACAGAACCAGACGAGGCCGACGAUGCCGGAGCAGAGACCCCACUGGCUCAGGAGCAACCAGCGGCGUUUGAUUCUCCUGAUGGAGGCUGGGGCUGGGUGGUGCUGCUGGCUACCAUCGUAGUUUUAGCCCUGACUCUGGCUUUCCCAUCCUGCAUCGGCAUUUUCUACACUGAUCUUCAGGUCGAGUUUAGUGCCAGCAAUAGUGAGACAUCAUGGGUGCCAUCCAUAAUGACAGCAGUCCUGCAUGCUGGAGGUCCUUUGUGCAGUAUAUUAGUGGAACGAUUCGGUUGCAGGGCAACUGUGAUGAUAGGAGGAGUACUAAGCGGUUUAGGAAUGGCGUCAAGCUCUUUUUCACAUUCCAUCAUGGAGCUUUACAUCACAGCUGGGGUUAUUACAGGUCUUGGCUUUUGUUUCAGCUUCCAGCCUGCCGUCACUAUCCUGGGUCACUAUUUUGUCCGCCGCCGUGCCUUCGCCAACGCCAUGUCAUCUACAGGCACAGCUCUGGGCCUGUGCACGUUGCCCUUCCUGGGUCACUAUCUGCACAGUCAGCUGGGCUGGAGGGGCAGUUUCCUUGUGCUGGGUGCUGUGCUUCUUAACUGCUGUGUCUGCGGUGCUGUCAUGAGGCCUCUGAGGCCGCGAAAACGCAGACAACCCAAGGAAAAAAACAAGAGCACUGCACCACUGGCUGAGGAGCGACUGAAGGGACAGAUGUGGGCAGCGUGGAAGAGUUUAACGUCCUCUUUCCAUAAACACAUGGCCUUUGACUUAUUCUGCAGUAACCUUCACUUUCGUGUCUUCUCACUGGGCAUUACCUGGAUGAUGCUGGGCUUCGUGGUGCCGCUGGUGUUCCUCGUACCUUACGCUACAGAUAACGGAAUGGAGUUGAGCCGCGCUGCCCUACUCCUCUCUGUCUUGGGUUUCAUAAACAUUUUUGUGAGGCCACCUGCCGGCAUUCUCUUUAGCAUGCCCUGGUUUAAGGGCCGCCAUGUUUACGUGUUUUCAGGUGCGCUGCUACUGAACGGACUGAGCAACAGCAUCUGCUGUAUCUCUGCGUCUUUUCCGGUUCUUUUGGCUUAUGUAAUCAGUUACGGACUGUCCAUGAGCAUGGUGGGAUCUCUAAUGUUCACUGUGCUGAUGGAUAUAGUGGAGAUGAGCAGGUUCCCUUCGGCACUUGGCCUGCUGUCUAUCAUGGAGAGUGUCACGCUGCUGAUUGGGCCGCCCUUAGCAGGCUGGCUGGUGGACAGCACUGGUCUCUACACGUACAUGUUUGUGGCCUGCACUAUCACAGUGGUUUCAUCAGCUUUAUACCUCAUGAUAUCUUUCUACUGGCUUGAUCGGCGUGUUGCAGCACAAGAAGAGCUAUCGGCAUAUACCCCCGCUACACAUGAACUUUCAGCCUCUGAUAGACAAAGAAUCCCGGUAUCUGCAGAAGAAAAGGACAAGCAGCCUGUGGUAGAAACUGAGCGUGUCACCACUGUAUGACUUACCACGCCCUGAGUAGCUAAGUUAGUAUACGCUCUUUGUGGCCUGUAUCAAAUAAAUAAUUAUUAUGCUCACUAGUUUUGUAACCUAAAUAAUAUU
This is a messenger RNA of Trichomycterus rosablanca, 1931 nucleotides long. It is a transcript of the gene slc16a5a, whose product is annotated as solute carrier family 16 member 5a. Gene Ontology annotation, biological process: transmembrane transport; monocarboxylic acid transport. Gene Ontology annotation, cellular component: plasma membrane. The transcript is spliced from 5 exons. The coding region runs from base 318 to 1832 and encodes 504 amino acids. Gene Ontology annotation, molecular function: monocarboxylic acid transmembrane transporter activity. NCBI's taxonomy places the organism in Eukaryota, Metazoa, Chordata, Actinopteri, Siluriformes, Trichomycteridae. The record is from RefSeq and is a predicted model, not a curated record.